Molecule: messenger RNA, 1533 nt
Organism: Sclerotinia trifoliorum
Lineage: Eukaryota; Fungi; Ascomycota; Leotiomycetes; Helotiales; Sclerotiniaceae
Source: the annotation of a GenBank genome assembly
UACCUUUAUAUCUUUUUAUGAGUUUGCAAAGACAGGAGGGUAGUGUGGAUAUAGUGUAUUGGUUGGGUCUCUGGUUUGAUAGUUAAAGUGAAGGGGAAUAUAGGUGCCUGUUGCAGCGAAUUUGUGUUUGAUUACGAUAAUCGAUAUCGAGGUCCGCGCAGUUUCACGUGGUUGGAUGUGAUCAUCUAAGGAAAUGGCACCAUCCCAACAGCUUCCUAGAAACUGGCCUCCUCACGUCCCAUACCUCACGGCCUCGACCUAUUGCGCAACACUUGACCCCUCACACCUAAAAAUACUCCGCACUCCAACUCGGGACGCUCUACCCAUCCCACCCUCACAUCCAAAAGGCCCCUCUCCUCUCGUCAAAAUUACACCAAUUAACGAUCCAUCCCAUCCUGCUCGUGGACAAUGUGGAUUAUUCGCCACUAGGGACUUGAAACCUGGAACAUUUAUCUUGCAAUAUAUUGGCGAAGUUCAUGCGCCAAAUGAGUCAACGGACGAGAAGAUUAGGAAAAUGGUGGAAGUGCAUGAGAAGAGCGAUUAUGAUUUGAGUUUGGAUAGAGACAGGGGGAUUGGCGUUGAUGCACAGGGGAAAGGGAAUGAGGCGAGGUUUAUUAAUGAUUUUAGGGGGGUUAGUAUUGGCGGGGAGAGAGCGAGAGUUAAUGCGGAGUUCAGGAGAUUUGGGAUGCGGGAGAGGUGAGAGAGGUAUGGGGUUUGGGUGUUGGGGAAAGGGCUGGGCUGCAAGGGAAGGGGCGGGAAGUGGAAGGGAAGGAAGGAGAUUUUGGUUAGUUAUGGGAGGGUUUUGGGGUGCGAGGAAAGGGAGGAGGAGGGAGGAGAGCUGUGAAUGAGAUGGUUUGGGAGGAAGAGGGAGUGGAAGAGGAUAAUCAAUUCUAGUGAUCUCGAACAGUCGAACGAUUCUGUUAACGAAUUUUUGAAGUCACCGAAGCCGAUCUAUCACACUACCGAGGAAAGCAAAAAGGUCAAUUUACGGAAUUAGAUUAGUACCUGCCUCUUCUAUUCUGAUUGAAUCAUUCAGCCUUUGCUGACGAGGUCAACAAGGAAUUUGGGGAUCACAUGUGAAGCUACUUGGGGUUGCAAAUAGUAUACAUGUAGAAAAAUGGGUGGUCCGAAUCUCACCACUGACGAAGCAAUGAGGAUCUCAAGGAUGCAGCAGCUUCAAGGAGACUUAUCACAACUAUAACGAGCACAGGCUGCUGGAUAAAAAAAAAACGUUUGUUCAGAUGAACACUCAGGUCUGGACCUGACAAGUAAAGCCACAGCAUUCGAUGAAUUCUGAAGCUCAUCGCGCAGGAUGAAAACAGAGGACUUGGAAGUCUUCAGCACAAGAAUAUAGAAUUUAUUACCUACUCAUAUUGUGUAGCGUUGAGACAAAUCAGGGGUAAGGAUAAUCUUUGCAUGAUAUAGGAUGCUUCAUUUUUCUUUCGGGAUUUAUAUCGAGAACAUCUACAAUCUGCAUGAACAUGUGGGUCUCCCUUCACCGCCUGAGAAAAUGGCUUUCAGAGAUGUCAGAAU